Oryza brachyantha (malo sina) is the source of this 603-nucleotide messenger RNA. Its product is annotated as Werner syndrome ATP-dependent helicase-like. The record is from RefSeq and is a predicted model, not a curated record. Gene Ontology annotation, cellular component: cytoplasm; nucleus. The transcript has a single exon. Gene Ontology annotation, biological process: nucleobase-containing compound metabolic process. Bases 1 to 603 code for a protein of 200 amino acids. Gene Ontology annotation, molecular function: 3'-5' exonuclease activity; nucleic acid binding. Lineage: Eukaryota; Viridiplantae; Streptophyta; Magnoliopsida; Poales; Poaceae.
AUGCCGACGGCGCGCUACAGCGUCGUCUUCGGCUCCGCGGCGAUCGACACGACGGUCACCAGCGACGCCGCGGCCGCCGACGAGUGGGUGCGCCGCGUCCGCGCAGCGGGCGGGGGCGGGGGUGGUGGCCUCCUCCUCGGCCUCGACUGCGAGUGGAAGCCCUGCGACCACCUCUGGCCGCCCGUGGCCCCCAGGGUGGCCGUCCUCCAGCUCUGCGCCGGCGACAGCUGCCUCGUCCUGCAGCUCCUCCACGUCGGCGGCCGCGUCCCGCCCCUCGUCAGGGGCCUCCUCGCCAACCCGUCCGUCCGCUUCGUCGGCAUCGGCGUCGGCGAGGACGUCGCCAAGCUGGCCGACGGGUACGGCAUGUCGUGCGCGGCGCCGGUGGACCUGGAGGACAUCUGCAACCGCCGCCUCGGGACGACGAGGAGGCUGGGGCUCAAGGGCUACGUGAGGGAGCUGCUGGGGCUGACCAUGGAGAAGCCCAUGGACGUGACCAGGAGCGACUGGGAGAAGCCGGAGCUGGACGCGGCGCAGGUCCGCCACGCCUGCAUCGACGCCUACGUCUCCUACAAGCUGGGCGAGAGGGUCCUGAUCACCAACUAG